This is a messenger RNA of Aspergillus ibericus CBS 121593, 2809 nucleotides long. It is a transcript of the gene creB, whose product is annotated as ubiquitin C-terminal hydrolase CreB. Lineage: Eukaryota; Fungi; Ascomycota; Eurotiomycetes; Eurotiales; Aspergillaceae. Bases 305 to 2572 code for a protein of 755 amino acids. The record is from RefSeq and is a predicted model, not a curated record. Gene Ontology annotation, biological process: protein deubiquitination. Gene Ontology annotation, molecular function: cysteine-type endopeptidase activity; cysteine-type deubiquitinase activity. Gene Ontology annotation, cellular component: nucleus; cytosol. The transcript has 4 exons.
CCUCGUCGGAUCCGCGGACCUUUGAAACCUUAUGCUGGCCACCUAACCGUUCUCCUCUUUGUCCUUUGUCGCUGUCAACAAUUGUUUCGACCCCGUAUCAUACAACCUACCGUUGCUGUCUCGAAUCCCUCUAUCUCAUCUCGACUUCGCUUCCUGGUUCCUGCCGUCGCAUACUGGCUGGCUGGCCUGCGCGUGACUUGAACGCCUCAUAUUCACUCCCUUCGGUUCUGGCGUCGGCUUCUUUAUCCCGCCAAAGCUACCAGAUGAGGCUGAACACUAAGGAUCUCGAGACUUUGCGUUAAUCAUGGGGUCUUUUCUGAGGAGUUUCCGGAGAGAUGUGGGAUCCGCCACUCCUUCGGUCGGGGCGACUCCCGCGAAGAAAGAACCCCAGGCGCUUCCGAUGACCCCGCUGGAGAAAAUGCUGCAAGAUAUGGGUUCGGUCCGCGAGGAUGGUAGUGACAAGUUUUUUGGCAUGGAAAAUUAUGGUAAUACUUGUUACUGCAACUCGAUCCUGCAGUGUCUUUACUAUUCAGUUCCUUUCAGAGAAGCAGUCAUCAAUUAUCCCACACGGACGCCGAUAGAAAGCCUAGAAGCUGCGUUAGCGAAAAACCUCCGUUAUCAGAAUGCCGCCGCGAACCUGGAAGCUGAGGCACAAGCGGAGAAGCAGAAAGCCGCCAAUGCUCAGCGUCCGGGGGCACCUCCUAGUCAACCGCAGAAACCCGAGGACAAAGAGUCGCCGGAAUACAAGAAGAAAAUGGCGCUGCAGACACUACCACUACUAGAAACGAAAAAUAAUGCGGCCAGUUAUGGAAUGUCGGAAUCGCUAUUCACUUCACUCAAGGACAUCUUCGAGUCUAUCGUGGGGAGCCAGUCCAGGAUAGGUAUCAUCCGACCGCAGCAUUUUUUGGACGUCCUUCGCCGUGAGCAUGAAAUGUUUCGGUCGGCUAUGCAUCAGGAUGCUCACGAAUUUUUGAACCUCCUGCUCAACGAAGUAGUUGCAAAUGUAGAGGCAGAAGCAAUGAAGCAGCCGGUACCGAGCUUACCACCGCCGGAAACCGCGGAGUCAUCCGAACAAUCGAUCAGUUCAGGGUCCAAAACCCCCAACACCACGCGAUGGGUACACGAGCUCUUUGAGGGUACCUUAACGUCGGAGACCCAGUGCCUUACCUGCGAGAAAGUUUCCCAGCGUGACGAAAUCUUUUUGGACUUGUCGGUGGAUUUGGAGCAGCACUCGUCGGUGACAUCGUGUCUCAGGAAGUUUUCGGCCGAGGAGAUGCUCUGUGAAAGAAACAAGUUUCACUGCGAUAACUGUGGGGGGCUUCAGGAGGCGGAGAAGAGGAUGAAGAUCAAGCGCCUUCCUCGAAUCUUGGCCCUGCAUCUCAAGCGUUUCAAGUAUACCGAGGACCUCCAACGGCUUCAAAAGCUUUUCCAUCGGGUCGUCUAUCCUUACCACCUUCGUCUCUUCAACACGACGGAUGACGCAGAGGAUCCGGAUCGCCUAUACGAGUUGUAUGCAGUGGUGGUACACAUCGGGGGCGGCCCUUACCACGGACACUAUGUCGCCAUUAUCAAGACGCAGGAUCGCGGAUGGCUGCUCUUCGACGAUGAGAUGGUGGAGCCUGUCGAUAAGAACUACGUACGCAACUUCUUUGGCGACAAGCCAGGUCUGGCAUGUGCCUACGUCCUGUUCUACCAGGAGACGACCUUGGAAGCUGUGUUGAAGGAACAGGAGCUGGAGAACAUGAACUCAAACGUGGCCGAUUCGAACGAGGCUGCGGUGAAACAAAACGGCUCCGUUCAUCCCCCGGGAUUGGCUCAUGUCCAUAGUGCCUCGCAGAUCCCUACGCAUGAUGAACCCCAACGACACACGGGCCUCCGACGAGCCCCCACUGCGCCUCAACUACCCACACAUACAGAGCAUAUAGGUCCAGAGAGUGAUUCUUCGACUCCCCCAGUGGCCAUCCCACCUCCGGUCCCGCCGAUACCUGAAACUCAGAGCCGGCCGUUGAGCCCGAAAAAGAGUGACAUCCAGUCCAAAAAGGAGCGGGCCAAAGAAGAAAAGGAGCGCAAGGCGGCCGAAAAGGAGUUAGAGAAGCAGCGCCGGAAGGAACAAGAAACACGAGCCAAGGAAAAUCAGCGACGCGAGGAAGCUGAAUUGAAGGCUGCCCUCGAGGCCAGCAAGGCGUCCAAGGCAGAUGAAGAUCGACGCCACCCCCCAGAUAACGGAAAGGAUAGCGACUCGAAAAGGUCUGGCAACGGUCUCAGUCGUUUGAAACGGGGCAGCAAGAGCUUCAGCCAGCGCUUGGGCAAAGACAAAGAAAGCCGUGCUUCAUCGUCCGGUCUAUCUUCCGUUCCUAGUGCCGAGCCCCUAACUCCAAACCACGUGCCAUCUGAACACGCGCAGCCACUUUCACCUCGUAAAGCUUCUCCGAAGGAAUCGCACAUCGUCCACAAGUCUCUCGCGCACGAUGACGAGCAAGAUGCUCUCAAGAGUCCGAAGGGCGAUCGAGCCGGGCAUGGCAAAUGGCGGAGUUUCAGCAUCCGGAAGAAAUCGUUCAGCAUCCUUUCCUAAGAUGUGCUUUUCACCGAUUGCUCCAACCGCAUGCACACACAUACCAUACAUGUUCUUCUCGUACAUAUUUUCUGAUGUAUCAUCACCUUUCUCUUCACCACCGGAUCCAUCCUAUGUAUGGCGAUAUUGCUUGAUGCGCGUGUCUGUCGGCAUUGGAUGCUCUGUUUGAUGUUGGUCCGGUUCCUGUCUUAUUGCCCCCACCUUUGGCCCUGGCCUACAUUGUGAUGUCUUCCAAUC